AUGAUUGCAAGAUUCGACACAAGCGGUUAUCUGAUCGGCAAUGCAUACAGUCUGCCUCUCGAAAAUAAAAAAAUGCCGGGUCUAAUAAAGGAUGAAAACAACGAUGCGAUAAUGACCGAGUUUGUUGGACUCAGGGCGAAAAUAUAUGUGAUGAGGGUGGACGAGAAGAAGGAUACCAAAAAGGCUAAAGCCCCACCCAAUCCCGAAAGUUCUAUCUUCCCGGAGUUAGCAUAUAGGCCCCCUCGCGGGAAUUCUAAGGCGACUCCUGCAGUAACCGCCACGGGGUUGGACGUACCGAGAAAGAAGGGGAAAAGUAGUUCAGGGGAGGGCGACGCGAAGCGGAACGGUAAAAAGAAAAACGGCAGCAGCGGAGGCAUCCGCUACCACUACGGCGAGUGCAAAUGCGGCCGCAUUCGUCGCAACGUGCUCUACGUGGUCGCAAAACGGGCGCGAGAGUCGGUAGGACGGACCCUAUCGACUCCAAGCAAUUCGGACGAUGUCCGCGAGUCAGGAUACUCGAUACCGAGUACUGCGCAUUCGUAUGUCACCUUGGAGAGCGUUGAGAUUCCCCCUUUGCGAUACUUUACAAUUUGUGUUAGAGAUAGACGAAUAAGCGCUUUAGUGGAUUCGGGUUCGAGCCGUACGCUGUUCGGGAGGGAAGGCAUCGAUAUUAUUAAAGAGUUAGGCUUACCGAGUUUGCGAGACCGAGGAGCCCAGAUUCAGAUGGCGAAUGGGCAGAUCGUUUCCGUGGGGGAGACCGUGAUGGUACCAUUAAAAUUGAAAAACAUCACGUAUACCCUGCCGGUGGGUUUACUACCAAAACUAGCUGUACCUUGCAUUAUCGGAAUGGACUUUCUACGAAGGUUUCGCGUUUGCUUAGAUUUUACCGCCUCAGAGUGGCAUUUUGCGGGGAGCCUCGCGGAGCGAUAUCCUUUUAGUGCGGAGAGCGAUACCGAGAGAGUGUGUAGCGGCCUACCCGAGCUUACCGAGACUCAGCAGAGUGCCCUUAAAAAUUUUUUUAAACAGACAGUACCGACGCCUACCGAGACUCCUGAGGUGACGCCCCUCGCGGAACAUCGAAUUGACGUGGGAUCACACCCGCCGAUUAGGCAGCGAUGUUACGUAGUGUCGCCUCGCGUACAGGAAGCUAUACGCGAGGAAGUCGAUAAGAUGUUAGCCAGCGGGAUAAUAGAGCCUUCGUUUAGCGAAUGGUCGAACCCCAUCGUUAUGGUGAAAAAGCCUAACGAAAAGUAUAGGUUUUGUUUGGAUUUUCGUAAAGUAAAUGGCAUUUAUAAAAAGGAUGCAUACCUCCUACCUAAUAUGAACAGUAUUCUCGAUAAGUUACGUUCGGCCAAAUACAUCUCUACUAUAGAUUUGUGUCAAGUUGUGUUACUUCCAAAUCCCUCUGGCAAAAGACAGUCGUGA
Monomorium pharaonis (pharaoh ant) is the source of this 1425-nucleotide messenger RNA. RefSeq lists its product as uncharacterized. The transcript has 3 exons. The record is from RefSeq and is a predicted model, not a curated record. Gene Ontology annotation, molecular function: aspartic-type endopeptidase activity. Lineage: Eukaryota; Metazoa; Arthropoda; Insecta; Hymenoptera; Formicidae. Gene Ontology annotation, biological process: proteolysis. The coding region runs from base 1 to 1425 and encodes 474 amino acids.